AUGGCUCAAUUUCGUUCCGUCCGGGCCCCUCCCUCGGUCGCCCACGUUCACCUCGCCGACGUGCCGCCCGACCGCGGCGCCCCCUUCCCGGACACCAUGUCCUCUCUCUCCCCCCCACGACGCGGUCUGGGUUCACGCCCCCCCGCCUCCCCUGCCACAUCCUCCUCCUCCUCUUCGUCCUCCUCGGCCCCCUCUCUCUCCUUGUCUGGCCUCCCCUCAAAUUUCGGCGGCUCCAAAUCGCGCAAACGUCGCCGCGCCACGCCGUCUUCACCAUCCCUCCCCGCCGCUCCAGAGCCGCCGCCUGGAGAAUGGGAGCGGCAUACGCGCGGAAUUGGCUCUAAGAUCCUCGCAAAGCAAGGGUUUUCAGGCCGCCUCGGGGUCCAUGCGGAUGGGAUACAUGCGCCGUUGCAGUCGGUCUCUAGGCCGACCAGACUGGGCCUGGGGGCUGGUAAUUUUGAUGAAUGGAAGCCUGAGGAAGAGGAGACGAAAAGGAGAGAUGAGGAGACGGAGAAGCCGAGGAAAAAGAAGUGGAAGAAGAGUGCGGAGGGAGUCACAGUGCGAGUACGGAAGCCCCGGCUUGCGGUCGGGGAAGAGAAAGGCGGGAAAGAAGGACAUAGCGAGCUGCCUGAGGCGAGCAAGCAACCUUUGUUUGCCGUGCCGGAAAUCGCCUAUAACCUGCGCCUGCUAACCGACAACGCGCGCUCCUCCCUUGACGCCGCACAUCGCCGUCGCGAGACAGAAAAGUUGAUCCGCGCUACGACUUCAGCAGAGCGCGAAAAGCUGUCUGCAGAGUCCCUUGCCGCCGGCGAGGCGGUGGCCUACCUGAACGAGCUGCGCUCACGGCUGACGACGCUGCAGCGCGCGUACGACACCCCGAACGACGAGUUUGAGGCAGCGUUAGACGAGGCAGCGCGCUGGGUGGGAAAGGGGGCUGCUCGAUAUAUAGCGCAACAGUGUCUAACAGAGGCGAUCGUGGAGGUGGUGUAUAGUCGGGCGGAGGGCAAGGUUGCUGAGUGCUUGUCGGCUGGGGCGCAGAGCAGGAAGGGUCGAAUUCGAGAGAUGAAGCACGUAGGAAGGGUACUAGCACUAGCACGGGGGGUGGUGAUGCAAGAGAUGUAUAUAGCGCUAUGUGCGCGGCUGAUACUGCCGCGGAUGCGACGGGUGGUGAUGCGGGCGGAUUGGGACGCGGUGGAGGGGGCGUGGGUGGCAGAUGUGCUGCGGGAACUGCGAGAUAUGAUGCCGGAUGCCGUGAUGGACGCGUUUGCAGAAGAGAGUUUGGUGCCGCGGUUGGUUAGGAGUGUAGAACAAUGGAAGGACGACGACGUACCGCUGCACGUGUGGAUACACCCGUGGUUACCGGUGGUGGGAAGGCGCGGGUUGGGAGAAGUGCUGGGGAGGGUGAGGGUGCAGGUGACGAAGCGGCUGGAGAAGUGGAGUAGCAGAGACGGAAUAGAGAGGACCAGAGAGCUGGUUGAGCUGGUGCAAAGGUGGACUGGGGUGCUGUCGAGACGGAAACUGCAGAUGGCGCUGGCGAGGCACGUGACAGUGAAGUUGAUACGAGAUGUGGAGUGGUUUUGCGACGACGUGAAUAGGUUGGCUGAAGUGGAGGCAGGCGCGGCCAAGCCAGAAUGUUUUGAGAGAAUGGGGGUUUGGAGUGCGGUGGUUAGCGCUCGGAUGAUGGGGGGACGGUUGGAGGGGAUGUUUGUGGGAAUGUGCAGGGCGAUGAGAAGGAUUGUGUUUGAGAGCGGGGGGUGGAGGGAGGGGGCUGAGUAUUACAGAAUGUGGAAGGGGUGGCUACCACGGGGGGUAGUGGGGCAUGUGCGAGGAGGGCUGGGGGCGAUUUUGUUCGUGAUACAUGCGGGGCGGGUGGAGGGGAGGGAAGAGGUUCGGAGGAAGCUGCGUGGCGCGGAUGUGAGGGGCCUGUUAAAGAAUAGGUUCGCGGGAGCGAAGGCGGAAGCAGUGAAGCGGUGGAAGGAAGGGCGGGUAGGCCUGAAGGAGGCGGUGAUGGGGGUAGCGAAGAGGGAGGGGUUGCUGGUGGUAGGGGACGGGAGGGCGGUGGAGGGGGUGCCAACGCUUAGAGUGGGGAGGGUGAGGGUAGUGCUGGACGGGCGGAGGGGGGUGGUGGGCGUUGUGACCGGGGAGGGGGUGAAGGUGGUCGGGAUGGAUGAGCUUGUUGCACUGGCAAGGUGA
Messenger RNA from Chondrus crispus (carragheen), 2190 nucleotides. Its product is annotated as Tuftelin interacting protein 11, predicted. Gene Ontology annotation, molecular function: nucleic acid binding. Lineage: Eukaryota; Rhodophyta; Florideophyceae; Gigartinales; Gigartinaceae. Gene Ontology annotation, cellular component: U2-type post-mRNA release spliceosomal complex. The record is from RefSeq and is a predicted model, not a curated record. The coding region runs from base 1 to 2190 and encodes 729 amino acids. The transcript has a single exon. Gene Ontology annotation, biological process: spliceosomal complex disassembly.